This is a messenger RNA of Penicillium canescens, 555 nucleotides long. RefSeq lists its product as uncharacterized. The record is from RefSeq and is a predicted model, not a curated record. The coding region runs from base 1 to 555 and encodes 184 amino acids. NCBI's taxonomy places the organism in Eukaryota, Fungi, Ascomycota, Eurotiomycetes, Eurotiales, Aspergillaceae. The transcript has 2 exons.
AUGGACCCGCUGCACCUGGACCAGGAGAGUCAGGGGCCAGCGAUGGACCGCAGAGCCUGUGGCGCGCUCAUGGGCAGCCACUACCCCCUCAGCAGCAGCCGCAAGGUCCUGAGACCCCCUGUCACCGCCCCAAGACUUGUCCUACCAGGACGGUCGAACCCCAAUGGAUGGUGCCCCGCCACUCCUUGCGUCAGCCAUGCUCAACCCGGUUUUGAGUAUCCCCAUCCAACCAAUCUGGCUCCCAUCACUUCCGCUGGGGCGGACCCCGGAUACCAGACCCAUACCGCGCCGAGCCCUUACAGUUAUCCCCCUCGACCGGCCCACGAUAGCCGCAAUUCGUCCUCAACGCAUGGCUCGCCCUUUCCGCCCACGCAACCUCACCCGGUACCUUUGCCAUCUCAACAGAGCAAUGUGCCACCUCAGUCGAGUGCGACACCAACCCGGACCUGCACAUCCGGUGGCCGGCAACGAAGCGGAUUGAAUGUGCACGACAUGCUGAACGCAUGUGAUUCCACGGUUGAUACAGCACCCAUAGCGACGUGCUCGACGCGCUGA